Venturia canescens is the source of this 1913-nucleotide messenger RNA. Its product is annotated as organic cation transporter protein-like. Bases 16 to 1560 code for a protein of 514 amino acids. The record is from RefSeq and is a predicted model, not a curated record. The transcript has 8 exons. Gene Ontology annotation, biological process: transmembrane transport. Gene Ontology annotation, cellular component: membrane. NCBI's taxonomy places the organism in Eukaryota, Metazoa, Arthropoda, Insecta, Hymenoptera, Ichneumonidae. Gene Ontology annotation, molecular function: transmembrane transporter activity.
AAUUACAAUGUAAAAAUGGUCAAAAAAAUAACAAACAUUGCAGAUUACGAGACUCUCGACGCGAUCCAAGAGGCCAUGGGAGCGAUGGGACCUUGGCACGUGAUUAUAGCGGUUGCUCUCUCGCUCGUCAAUUUUCCAGUAGCUUGGAAUCAAUUGUCAAUAGCUUUUAUAGCGCCACCGGCUAAUUUCACUUGCUUGUCGCCGGUGUCCGUUGACAAUUCGACAACCUCAAGAUGCGAAGUGUCCCUUGGUAACGGAACAAUCGAGAAAUGUCACGAGUUCGAAUACGACAGAAGUAUUUUCACGGAAACGAUCAUAACGGAGUGGAAUUUAGUAUGCGAUCGUGCACAGCUCGCAAAUCUUGCACAAUCUUGCACGAUGUUUGGAAUUCUCGUUGGAAACAUGGUGUUCAGUGCAAUGGCUGACAGAAUCGGCCGAAAGAUCCCCUUGAUGAUAGCUGUGAUCAUCCAAUCGCUCACUGGCUUGUUGAGCACAUUUGUACCAUGGUACGAAUUGUUUUUGGUCUUGAAAUUCGUGUCAGCUGUCGCGACUGGCGGCACGAUGCUCAUUACUUUCGUUCUUCUGAUGGAGAUCGUGGGCAUCGAGUGGCGAGCGACACUCUCCGUGUUAUUCCACAUCCCAUUUCUGCUUGGCUAUUUGUCUAAUCCUCUCGUAUCUUAUCUGACAAGAUCCUGGAAGAGUUUCCAAUUGGCUGUUUCCCUCCCACCGAUCUUGCUGCUCUCGUAUUAUUGGAUAAUCCCUGAAUCUCCGCGCUGGUUACUGGCUGUAGGAAAAGUGAGAAAAGCUCGUAGCAUAUUGACUAAAGCAGCGAACCGAAAUGAAAUACCAUUGGAGAAAGUAACGCUUGCAGUAAAUUGUCACGAGGACCACAGUAAACGAAGGAGUGAAAGGACUCACGAAAAGUAUAACAUAACGCACUUGUUCAGAACCCCAAAUAUGCGAAAAAAGAGUAUUUGCAUAGCGAUCAAUUGGUUCAUGCUUGGAACUUGUUAUUUCGGAUUCUCCCAGUACAUCAGUCACUUGGCAGGGAAUAUUUUUAUAAACGUUGCGAUUUCUGCUUUUAUGCAACUGCCCGGAACGCUGGUAGUUCUUCUUUUGAUCUCGCGCGUAUCUCGUUUGAAACUUUUGAUCGGUGGAAAUUUGUUGGCAAGUUGUAGUUUAUUGCUGAUAACGCUGUUCGACAAUUCACUCGCUCAGAUAUCACUCUCGGGUCUGGGCCUUGCUGGCAUGUCCAUAAGCUUCCCGACCAUUUAUCUCUACUCUGGAGAACUUUUCCCAACUGUUGUUAGAAACAACGGCAUAGGCAUGUGCAGCGUAUCGGCAAGAAUCGGCAGCAUGAUCGCGCCCUUCAUAGCGACGAUGGGAAGCCUGGUGGUUUGGCUACCUCCGGUGCUUUUCGGAGUUGGUCCGCUCUUGGGAGCAGCUCUGUGUUUCUUCUUGCCUGAAACGAUGAACUGUGAAUUGCCAGAGACGAUCGAGGACGGUGAAAAUUUUAGAAAGAAAAAGAAGACCGCACCCGAGCCCACGGAAGAAAGUUGAGCAAUAAAUAAACAAUAAAAAAACGGCCAUUUUAAAAUACGAAAUAAGAGAAACGCUGGGAAUUAUACGAAAGAAUCUACCUCAAGGAGCGACGAGGAUCAAAACUAAGAUCAAAACUCAAUCCACGCAGUAUUGUUAGCUAGUAUCGACAUCAUUUAUCAUCGUCAUGCAAUGAGUAUUUUUUGUUGUCACUUUAGCUAACGAUCAUUUUUAGCUAACGAACUAAAAACUUUCAAUAACUUUUUUUAUAUACAUCGAGAUUUCUCCAUGUACGAAUUUUUUUCAAAUUCGUCCGUUCACCUGUCGACGAAAAGAUUUUAACGAACAAAGCAAUCGUUAUUAUUAUACACAGA